Messenger RNA from Lutra lutra (Eurasian river otter), 1695 nucleotides. It is a transcript of the gene LY6E, whose product is annotated as lymphocyte antigen 6 family member E. NCBI's taxonomy places the organism in Eukaryota, Metazoa, Chordata, Mammalia, Carnivora, Mustelidae. Gene Ontology annotation, molecular function: acetylcholine receptor inhibitor activity. The record is from RefSeq and is a predicted model, not a curated record.
CCGGGCUGCCGCGCGAUGACGCGUGCCCAGCGUGGGGACGAGAAGGACCAGCCUGACGGGCCAGCGACACCUCCCUGGGGCUGGGCUACGGGCCCGUCGUGGGGGGGCCUGCCAGCCCCACCCGGGCCGGGGAAGUCCGACCCUGCCCGGUCCCCACUCCCCGGAAUGCCGGCCCCACGCCCGCCCGCGGGAGCCCCCACUCCGCCCCUGCUCCUGCUCCCCAGCGCGCGGCAGCGCCAGCCCUGCGCCGCCCGCCCCUGCGCCCCCAUUCCCUGCGCCCCUAGCCCGCCGGAACCCCGACUCCGCCCCUGCUCCCCCCGCCCGCCGGAGCCCCGACUCCGCCCCUGCGUCCCCCGCCCGCGCGAGCGCCGACUCCGCCUGCUGUUCCCCGCCCGCCGCGGCUGACACGAGUCCGGGGCUGUCGUGCGCUUGGGCGCCAGGCUUGGGGAGCUCGGCGAGGCCGUGGACCUGCGUCUGCCCCGCGACCCGUAUCUUUGGCUUUGUGAGAGCCCAGACCGGACACCCAUCUCCUCCGGAAUGAAGGUCUUCCUACCCGUGCUACUGGCUGCCCUGCUGGGUGUGGAGCGAGCCUGCUCCCUGGUGUGCUUCUCGUGCACGAAUCAGAACAGUAACUUCUACUGCCUGAAGCCGACCGUGUGCUCGGACUCGGACAACUACUGCGUCACGGUGUCCGCCUCUGCCGGCCUCGGGAAACUGGUGGACUUCGGCCAUACCCUGAACAAGGGCUGCUCCCCGAUCUGCCCCAGCCCCAGCGUCAACCUCGGCGUGGCGUCCAUCGGCACCCACUGCUGCCAGAGCUUCCUGUGUAACAUCAGCACGGCUGGCCGGGGGCUGCGCGCCAGCGCCGGGCUGCUGGGCCUCGGGCUCCUGCUCAGCCUGCUGUCCGCCCUGCAGCGGCUCGGGCCCUGACUCGUCCGCCCAGCAGCCGGCCCGGACUCCCCCAGCUCAGGAAGGAAGGCCAGGCCCCUCCCAGACCCUCCCAGACCAUAGGGAAGCCUCUUCCUCCUACCCCUCGCCCCGCUCGAUCCCAGCCCCCGCUGCCCCCGCUGCCCUCGGUGCUCAGGGUCUGGCCUGCCCCUGGCGCCUCCCCCUCCCCUGAGAGGCGCCCACAGCGCUCACUCCCCAGGCGGCCAAGCGACCUUCCUCAGGGAACCUGGGAAGGGCUGAGGGCCGGAGGCCGAGGGUCCCGGAGUCAGGACUGAGACCUGGGGACACACUGGGAGGGGCACGUCUGUUCCCAGCUGGGUCGAGAGCUGUGCUUUGGCCGCUGCUUCCGAGAAGGCCUGUUGUCACCAUCCGAGGACGUUGUUGUCGCAGGGGACGGCCUAGCUCAGCGGCGCGGACGGGGCCUGGGUGCACCCUGGGCAUGCGUGCGAGUGUGAGGGCGAGUCAGAGUUGGGGGGGGACGGGGUCAGGAGUCCAACGUAGGCUGCGGAGCACCCCGACCUCAACAGCAAAGCUGCUUUUCUCUGGCCUUUCUGCAGCCCAUAUGCACUCACUUUAAGGCUGGCCUUUUGGAAGAUGGGGUUUCAGUGCUUCAGGGUUUAGGCCACUGGACCCAGGAAUCCCGCCCCCCACCACCGACCUCCAGCUGUGGCCCCACCCUCUCCCUCCACCCCCACAUUGGAUUCUGCCUGCUGCUUUGGUGCCUCAAAUAAACACAUGUUCUCCACC